Brenthis ino (lesser marbled fritillary) is the source of this 993-nucleotide messenger RNA. The record is from the annotation of a GenBank genome assembly. NCBI's taxonomy places the organism in Eukaryota, Metazoa, Arthropoda, Insecta, Lepidoptera, Nymphalidae.
AUGGUAGAGCCCUUUGGAUCAUUUAAAAUGAAUCGAUACCCAUCAAUAAAAUUUAGCAUAUUAAUAAUAUUAGCAAUUGUUGUUGAAAUUAUUCCAAUACAACUUCAAGAAGGCGAAGAGUAUAAAGUGAACAGUAUAGAAGGAUCGCAGUUAAAUGAUUGUCUAAGUACUUCAGGACGAUCGGAAAUUGGUGUAUGUUUUGGAAAAGAAUUGCUGAUCAAAUUAAACGAUUACGAUGAAACUGAUGCUUUUAGUUUGGCCACUGGAGUAUCUUUUGUUAGGGAUGAAAAAAAUCCCCGGGAUAUUGGAAGCUUUCUGGAUAAAGAUCCUAUGGAUUUCCGGUCCAUAAUAGAAGAUGCAAGUGGCAUAAUAUCUAAACGUUCUCUACAUUGGGACCUAGGAUCAUUUCAUCCUGGUUUAGUGAUGAGGAUUGGGCCUACUUUAGCUAAUGGAGUAUUAGAGUUCGUGAUAGAUCCAAGAAGCAAAGAUAGAACAUAUCAACAGCCAGCAGAAGUGACUACAGGUCGAUUAUUAACAAGAAAUUUACUUGUACCAUUUCUCCUGGGUUUUAAAUUUCAUGUUUCCACUUUAUUACCACUGUUACUUGGCCUUGUGUUACUGGCUAGCAAGAAAGCAUUUUUGUUGGCAAAGUUAGCACUUUUCGCUGUAACUCUGUUCAGUGGCGGGUCAUCUUGGGGUGGACAGGACUAUAGCAGUUAUGGAAAUCCGAGCUUAUCUUCUUACACAGCCCAAGAUAAUAUAGGACACUAUCAAGGUCAUCAUAGUUCUGGAGGAUAUUAUCGCGAUAACAGACAUCUUCAACAUGGUGAUUACUUUUAUAAAGAAAAGUCAGUAGAGUCCACAGCGUCACCAAUAACACCAGAUGAACUGAGGGAUAGAUUAGAGAGAUUUUUUGUAACAAAAAAGGAUGUUAACAGAGAUGAUACAAAAAUAAGAAAUGCCAGGAACUUUGCAUGGACCCCAAUAAAUGUA